AUGACUAACGGAUUGACCGGAGGACUCGGCGGUCUGCUGGCAGAGAGGUCAGGUGGCGUUCCGAGGAGGAGAUACAAAAGAUACACUACAGGGACUUACAUCGGACUCAUUGCGUAUGCAAUUCAAGAUUCACCAGAUAAGAUGCUCACGUUCAAACAGAUAAUGAAAAAGCUGGAACCGUUUGUCUUCGGAGACAAAAGGGGCAUUGAGAACAACAUCAGAGUCUGUCUUUCAUCAAACAGGUGUUUUGCAAAGGUGCCAGUCGAUCCGGAUUAUCCAAAUCCUAAAAAGAACUUCUGGAAAGUGGAUGAAAAUGGCAUUACUCCAAAAAUGUUUCGCCGACAUUUCAAAUAUCUAAUCAACGUAUUCCCUGGCCUGUCGAUUCAGACACAACCGGUGGAUGAGUGUAAAGACGAUUCUUAUGCUCCUGAGCCUCUUACUCCAGCCUGCAAGGUCACCGAAAACAAAAGUGAAGGCAAAUUUACAGGCCCCUUUUCCAUAGAUUCAUUACUGAAGAGCGACCGCGAAGUGAAGCGCAUGCGCAGCACGCGUUUGGAGGAACAUGCACGCUACAUAGACGCACAGCGUGGAGCGACCAAGAGAAAAAACAUUUAUGAAUAUGAAGCAGUGAAGUGUUAUUACCCUGUUUCAGCAGUAGGAUGUGAAGUGUCCUCAGCGAGAAGACCUCGUCUAUCUUCAGGACCUCAGUUCGGACGGUCUCUGCCUCCACAUAUCGCAUAUAAUCACCAUGUUCUCUUCAGCUCUCCUUCAGUGUAUAAUACUAGAUAUGUCCGCUGGUGAACAGCCAAGAACGACCGCAUGUAAAUAGGAAGAAAUUGCACUUUAUUUUUGUUCUUCUUUUUUUGUUUUUUAAAUAAAACGAUCUUUUUCACAUUUUUGUUUAGGCCUACUUUGCUUGAUGACAGAUUAUUUUUAUACCAUAUAUACUUCAGAGUACCAUUUAAUUUAUUGAAUAUCACUAUAACAUAACAUUUGAAACGCAUCCAAAGGCUGACAUAAAAUAUUUGUAAACAGUUUGAUGACUUAUAACGGAGAAACUUGAACUAAUUGAUCUUUGAAAAUUUAUUUCAGCCAUACUAAAUAAGU
Molecule: messenger RNA, 1107 nt
Organism: Cyprinus carpio (common carp)
Lineage: Eukaryota; Metazoa; Chordata; Actinopteri; Cypriniformes; Cyprinidae
Product: forkhead box protein H1-like
Biological process (GO): anatomical structure morphogenesis; cell differentiation; regulation of transcription by RNA polymerase II
Molecular function (GO): RNA polymerase II cis-regulatory region sequence-specific DNA binding; DNA-binding transcription factor activity, RNA polymerase II-specific
Source: RefSeq, a predicted model, not a curated record